ACGCGCCGCCCUCUCGAGUCCACGCAGCGCGCGGGGGGACGUUCGCCCGCGGUCCUCUUUACGUACGCGCGAUGGAGCUCCUGGAGGAAGAGCUCACCUGUGCUAUCUGCUGCUGUCUGUUUGAAGAUCCCCGGGUUCUGCCCUGUUCGCACAGCUUCUGCAGGAGAUGUCUAGAGGGUAUUCUGGAGGGCAACAGCAGGGGCCCAUCGUGGAGACCACCUUUUAAAUGCCCCACCUGCCGAAAAGAAACGCACCACAACGGCCCCAGCAGCCUGCAGGUCAACUACUCUUUGCGUGGGAUAGUGGAGAAGUACAAUAAAAUAAGAGUUUUGCCCAAGAUGUCCCUCUGCAGACAGCACAGCGGCCAGCCGCUCAACAUAUUCUGUGCGACAGAUCUUAAACUGAUUUGUGGCUUCUGUGCAACCAUGGGCGAUCACAACGGACACAAGUUCUGCGCUUUGGAGGACGCUUAUGAGCAGGAGAGGGCCGCUUUUGAAGAGAUCUUUCGGGGCUUCGAGACCUGGCGAAGCGCUGAUGCUUCAUCCUGUCUGGAGGACUUGGAAAGAAACAAAAAGAAAGCGCUGCAGCUCAUCUCACGAGAUGCUGGUAGGGUGACUGAGUACUUUGAAAAGCUCAUCAAGACUCUUGAUCAGAAAAAGAACGAGAUUGUCUCUGAUUUUGAGACAUGGAAGCUGAUGGUCAUGCAGGCGUAUGACCCGGAAAUAAACAAGCUGAGAGGAGUGUUGGAGGAGCACGAGCGGGCCCUGAAGAUCGCCCAGUCCUUCAGGAAUGCUGGGGACCCUCUCUGCUUUCUCCAGCAGAUGCAGGAGUUUAGGGAAAAGCUGGGUGUGAUUCAGGAAACUUCACUGCCUUCCCGGACGAGCAUGGAUGUAGGAACUAUCAUGAAGAACUUUGACGUGAAAGUGUGGGACGCUGUACGUCUCAGAGAUGUGGACAAAAUCGCAGUUCCGCGUGAAAACAAGGCAUACGGUUUCGCCCGUUGGAGUUUUUUCAAGGCUAUGUGGGUUCUGGCCAUCGUUGCCCUUUUUUCCGUGUCUACACUGUUCCUUUUAGAGUGUCCAGAUGUGUCCCAUCUCUCUGCAGCUGUCCAGUCCUACAUACCCACUCUUACAGAGAUCUUACAUUAUACAAUACAGUGCUGGAGGGAAGUGGUCCGUGUGUGUGUGCCUCUCUUUGAACUGUUUCACAAAUGCAUCUUUGAUCUGUUUAACACUACAAUCAAUUUUGUCUGGUCUAACUUUAGGUUAGAUUACAUAUUUAAAGGUUUAUGGGUCCUGUAAAUGAAGAUGAAGCCUUGUUUGUACAAUAUUAAGUACAAAUCCUCUCUGCUUUGUCUUUGUGUCAUGUCUUCUAUGCACUUUUGUAACCAAAUGAAGUAUUUUCCAAAGUUUGAUUUUAAUUUGCUUAAAGCUUGUGUUGACUUGUGUACCGACAUCACCUCCCGUGUAUAAUGCCAACUUCAAAUGUAUUUGUAACUCUUUCAUUUACUUAAUGCUGUUGUCAGAUGGGUGAUGCAGUGCUGUAGCGGGCUUGGCUGGGUCCUGCUCUCUGGUGGGUCUGGGGUUCGAGUCCUGUUUGGGAUGCC
Messenger RNA from Scleropages formosus (Asian bonytongue), 1606 nucleotides. It is a transcript of the gene trim13, whose product is annotated as tripartite motif containing 13. The record is from RefSeq and is a predicted model, not a curated record. Bases 72 to 1301 code for a protein of 409 amino acids. Lineage: Eukaryota; Metazoa; Chordata; Actinopteri; Osteoglossiformes; Osteoglossidae. Gene Ontology annotation, molecular function: zinc ion binding. The transcript has 2 exons.